Messenger RNA from Vicia faba (fava bean), 540 nucleotides. The record is from the annotation of a GenBank genome assembly. Lineage: Eukaryota; Viridiplantae; Streptophyta; Magnoliopsida; Fabales; Fabaceae.
AUGGAGAAAGGAAAGGGUGCGAUUGGAUCCUCCGGAAGAAGAUGGGCCGUUGAAUUCUCCGAUAAUUCCACUUCUCGCGAUAUUCUCGAUCCGCCCGGUUUCUCACGCGCUUCCCUCGAUCAAGACGAUUCAACUCUUAGUCGCCAGAAGAAGGAUGCUGAAUCCAGUUGGAAAUCUCAGAAAGCUUGGGAAGUUGCACAAGCUCCUUUUAAGAAUUUGUUGAUGAUGGGGUUUAUGAUGUGGAUGGCGGGUAACACUGUUCACUUGUUUAGCAUUGGGAUUACCUUCUCGGCUCUUUGGCAGCCAAUAAGUGCCUUACAAACUGUUGGAAAGAUGUUUGAACCUUACAAAGAUGCCAAAGUGGACCUUCUUGGGCCUAAGUUGUUGUUCAUUGCUCUUAAUUUGGGAGGCAUGGCACUAGGUGUUUGGAAGCUCAAUUCAUUGGGACUGCUUCCAACUCACACAUCCGAUUGGGUGUCUUCUCUAGCACCUGCUCAGGAGGUGGAAUACUCAGGUGGUGGUUUAAAUUUUUUUGGUUGA